AUGGCUUGUCUGCCCACUGAAGCAGCAGCCAGUUCUUCAUCUUCUUCUCUCCCACGUUCUUCGACUGACCAAAAUCAUUACACCUACGAGGUGUUCUUGAGUUUUCGAGGUGAGGAUACGCACUUUAAUUUCACAGAUCAUCUGCAUAGCCUUUUGUGUGAGAGGGGAAUUGAGACCUUCAUAGAUGAUGAGCUCAGAAGAGGAGAAGACAUAUCACAAGAGCUUCUCAAAGCAAUUGAGGAGUCGAGAGUUUCAAUCAUCGUCUUCUCUCAAAAUUAUGCUUCGUCAAGGUGGUGCUUAGAUGAGCUGGUCAAGAUACUUGAAUGCAGAAAAUCAAAAGGACAAGAGGUUAGAGCGGUUUUCUACAAGGUGGAUCCCUCAGAUGUCCGACACCAAAGAGGUGCUUUCGGUAAGGCAUUUGCUACGCUUGAUCAAUGCAAAUACAAGGAUAAGAUGGGCAAAUGGAAGGCAGCUCUCAAGGAAGCAGCAGAUUUGUCUGGAUGGCCUUUGAAGGAUGGCGAGUAUGUCUCUAACCCCAACUAG
Messenger RNA from Rosa rugosa (rugosa rose), 543 nucleotides. Its product is annotated as disease resistance protein RPV1-like. Lineage: Eukaryota; Viridiplantae; Streptophyta; Magnoliopsida; Rosales; Rosaceae. Gene Ontology annotation, biological process: signal transduction. The record is from RefSeq and is a predicted model, not a curated record. The coding region runs from base 1 to 543 and encodes 180 amino acids. The transcript has a single exon.